This is a messenger RNA of Manduca sexta (tobacco hornworm), 2698 nucleotides long. RefSeq names its product probable phytanoyl-CoA dioxygenase. The transcript has 8 exons. The coding region runs from base 151 to 1053 and encodes 300 amino acids. The record is from RefSeq and is a predicted model, not a curated record. Gene Ontology annotation, biological process: fatty acid alpha-oxidation. NCBI's taxonomy places the organism in Eukaryota, Metazoa, Arthropoda, Insecta, Lepidoptera, Sphingidae. Gene Ontology annotation, molecular function: phytanoyl-CoA dioxygenase activity.
CUGUCAGCUGUCAAACAGACAACGCUCAAAAGUUACAUGAACUUGCGUCUUACUUUGUAGCGGCAUAUUGUUUUCGCAAACUUUUAAACAACUUGAGAGUGCGUAAUUUUGUUUAAAAUAAUUUUCAUAAAAAUAGUGUUUUAGGCGACCAUGUCUUUGCCAGGAGUAAAAGUGAUACCGAACCCAACAUUCGCGGAACUUCCCGACUCGUACAAGCUCUCUGCGGAACAGCGAAAGUAUUAUGACGACAAUGGAUAUUUCGUCAUCAAGGAGCUGAUUGAUUUCGCGUCUCUUUACAGCUACAAACAACGCUUCUCACAAAUGGCUAAAGGACUUGUUGCAACCGCAGCGACCAUUAUAAAAGAACCUUCGUUAGUCGAGAAGAAACUAAACCCAGAAGACUACAUCAAUAAGAUCCAAGACAUCGCGUACGACGACGUGUUCGUGCAGUACGCGCAGAACCCUCGGCUGCUGGACGUGGUGUCGCAGCUGAUCGGAGACGACGUGACGGCGGUGCACAGCAUGAUCAUCAACAAGCCGCCCGGCACCGGCAGGCAUCCGCCGCAUCAGGACCUGUUCUACUUCCCGUUCCGGCCGGCGGACAAGAUCGUGGCGGCGUGGACGGCGAUCGAUGACGUCACCACCGACAAUGGCUGCCUGUUCGUGAUACCAGGCUCGCAUAAGAAAGAAACGCUUUACGCGCAUGGGAAUGUACCGGACUCGGGCAAGAUGUUCCACGGCAUCCUGGACGAGGACCGCGUCGCUCCCGUGGGUGAGCGGGUGCCACUGGAGAUGAGUCCCGGGGACACGGUGUUCUUCCACCCGUACCUGGUGCAUGGGUCAGGACCUAACGUGUCUAAGAAUUACCGCAAAGCAAUAACAUUCCAUUUCGCGAACAACCACUGCCACUACAUCGACGUCAAGGGCACUGUGCAGGAAGUAGCCGCUGAUGACGUCAUGGGCGUCGCCAAGAAGAAGGGAUUCGAGAUCGCGUACCAGGACAUCUGGAGAUACAAAAGCAGACUGAUCAAAGGGGUGAAGUCCAAUCUGUAAGAACGUUUUUUAUUUCGAGAAACUCCACCCUACGCGAAAAGUAACUGAGAAACUAACUGUGUUUGCUAUUAAGUAAAUACUCAAAAAAGGAUUAAGUAUACUGUACCAUUAACAGAGUUUAUUAUUAUGAAGUAAAAAUAGUUUUAAGAAUAUAUUAUAAAACAUCUGAAUCACAUGGAGUUUAUCGUGUAUUCAAAAUUGAAACCAAGCACUGAGCGUUUAAAAUAAACAGGGUAUAUUUAAAAUGUGCAUUCUGAUCAACGGAUACCACACAGUUGUGGUCGCAAUAUAUCCGCGGUGCAUUUUGCGACCAUGGUCGUAUUUCAUGAAAUUGGGAGAGGGAUAUUAAUUUUAUUAUAUAAGGAUGUUAGCUUUAUUGUAUAUAGAUAAAUUUAAACAAUGGUUUGUUUUUAAUUAUGUUAUAUGUACAAAAUAAAUAAAAAAAUACAUAUCUAUUGUAUUCACGAUAAAAAUACGUAUUUUUCAUAUCCUUAUCUGAUUCAAGAUAAAAAAUAUAAAUUGUUUUGUAUUUUGGUAAAAAAAAAACAUCUACUUCAAACUGCUAUUGUUUGUACAAUUUAUUAUAAAUAUUUAACUCGCAGAGUUUGAUAAUUUAGUAAAUCUUUUGAUUAUUAUGUAUAUUUUAAUCUAUUCUAUACGGUAGGAAAUAAUUGAUAUUUUAAGUUGCCCACGCGCACUGAGAAAUCUAUUUUCGGACGGAUGAGCAAUAUCUUCAGAAUUAAUAAACAUUCAAUAAGCAGUAUAAUACAUUGUGCAGAUUUAUUUAGUAGAUUUAUUAGUUUCUAUUUAUUUCAUCUCCAUGGAGAAUCGAGGCGACUUCAUCAGUUAAUUUGCCGCAGUUUCUUACGAAUUAUACCUUCUAAGAUCUGGGUAUAUUGUGUUAAAAAUCCUAUAUAAGGUGUUGAAAGGUCAAGCAGCGAAAACCAGCUAGAUCAAAACACACAUGCUGUCUCUAAACCUAGGCAACAGUCGACAUUCUAUAUUAGUAUACUAGCGACCCUCGGCUUUGCCCGAGUAGCAGAGCAUAUUGUUAAUUCUUGGGCUUUUAUUGAUAAAUUAAUAAGAAUUCUGUUGUAACACAUUUAAUAUAUGCACCGUAAUUGAAACACAAGUGACAAGAAAAUGUUGCAAUCACAAAAAAAAACUUAAGAGGUAUUUAUAUACUUUGAUGACACCUUUAAUAUUUAUUAUCCAAUACAUAUGCAUAUGUUUUCUGUCGUACAAAACAUUUUAAUGAAUUAAUUAUACACACACCUUUAUUUACAUCUAGCCUAUCUAGUUGUAAACGUCAUACUUGAGGUUAAAAUACCUAUUUAGUUCAUUUAUUUACUCCGUCCAUUUAUUAAUGGACGGAGUACUGCUUUUAUUAAAGCAGUAUGAAAAUUCGUCGGGUUUUUGAAUAUAUCAUGUACAGACAGACGCUGGGCACUUUAUUUUAUAAAUCUAAGGUUUUUAUACCAGUGCAUAAGAAAAACCUCAAUAGUUAUCUAAAAGAGAUUUCUCACGGCCACUUCGCUUUUGUUCUUUUUUAAGACUGUUAUGUAAAUCCUUUUUUUUUGUAUGUGCAAUAAUCUUUAACGUCUGUGAUAUAACAGGUAUAUACUUAUUAAAUGAAUUUUAUAUA